Coccidioides immitis RS is the source of this 2427-nucleotide messenger RNA. Its product is annotated as CMGC/GSK protein kinase. The coding region runs from base 605 to 1789 and encodes 394 amino acids. The transcript is spliced from 7 exons. Gene Ontology annotation, molecular function: protein serine/threonine/tyrosine kinase activity; ATP binding; protein serine/threonine kinase activity. The record is from RefSeq and is a predicted model, not a curated record. Gene Ontology annotation, biological process: signal transduction; protein phosphorylation. Gene Ontology annotation, cellular component: cytoplasm. Lineage: Eukaryota; Fungi; Ascomycota; Eurotiomycetes; Onygenales; Onygenaceae.
CAAUAUUCUCUGUGGUGUGGUGUUUUGAGGCUUAAUCUGGUUCCCUGCAUACAUAUCUCCCCCCCUGCCUGUGUCACUGCUUUUGCAGUGUUCCUCCCACUCCGCCUUCCCACACCGUGCUCCAUUCUGGUGCUCGUCUCUCCAUCAACGUCACCUGCCCUCUCAGACUCCUCUUCUUUUCUUCACUUUUGACACUCACCUUCAGUGAAAGUCCCCUUGUACUCACUCAAUUCUCACUUUCUCACCUCUCGCAAGCUUUCGUCUGAGGUCAAAGUGAAGUUCCCUUCACUUUUCGUCGCAUCAUUCACUGUUGUGUUGUCUAGCCGCUCACUUUUCGUCGCAUCUCCUCACUAUUUAAGGCAUUCACACCACCUUCCUCCCUCCAUCCUCCUUUAACCUCUCUGCCAGCCUUCCUCAUUCUCGAUCUCCGCCAACGUUCCCCCGCCCCUCGAUCGAAGAUUCUUUCCCUGAACCCUGUCCUCUUCCAAGACGGACCCUACACCUGAGCCUACGCUCCACCUCUCUGCUUGACUUCUCCAGCCGUUCUCCGCUGUAGCCAGAUUUGGACAGCGUCGUCUACCUACGGGUUCCGUUUCUGCCUGCAAUGUCACAGAAUCGGCCCAGCAUGUUUUCAAGCUUGCGUAUGGGGGAGGUCAUUCGCGAGAAAGUUCAGGAUGGCGUGACUGGCGAAACUCGGGAGAUGCAGUAUACACAGUGCAAGAUUGUUGGCAAUGGUUCCUUUGGAGUUGUCUUUCAGACCAAGCUCUCUCCAGGCGGAGAGGAUGCUGCCAUUAAGCGUGUUCUCCAGGACAAACGUUUCAAGAACCGUGAGCUGCAGAUUAUGCGCAUUGUUCGUCACCCGAAUAUCGUCGAACUCAAGGCAUUCUACUAUUCCAACGGAGAUAGGAAAGAUGAAGUUUACCUGAAUUUGGUCCUCGAAUUUGUGCCUGAAACCGUCUAUCGUGCAUCUCGUUACUUUAACAAGAUGAAAACCACUAUGCCUAUGCUUGAAGUCAAGCUUUACACUUACCAGCUUUUCCGAGCUCUCGCAUACAUCCACUCACAGGGUAUCUGCCACCGUGACAUUAAACCUCAGAACCUCCUUCUCGACCCUAGUACCGGCGUGCUCAAGCUUUGCGAUUUUGGGAGCGCCAAGAUUCUUGUUGAGAAUGAGCCCAAUGUUUCAUACAUCUGCUCACGUUACUAUCGUGCACCGGAACUGAUCUUUGGAGCAACUAACUACACCACUCAGAUCGACGUUUGGUCCACUGGAUGUGUCAUGGCAGAAUUGAUGUUGGGCCAGCCGUUGUUCCCCGGUGAAUCCGGUAUCGAUCAGCUCGUUGAGAUUAUCAAAGUUCUCGGUACUCCGACCCGUGAGCAGAUUAAGACCAUGAACCCGAAUUAUAUGGAACACAAAUUUCCGCAGAUUAAACCUCAUCCCUUCAACAAGGUCUUCCGCAAGGCUUCACCUGAGGCUAUUGAUUUGAUCACUGCUCUCCUUGAAUAUACCCCGACCCAGCGUCUUUCCGCCAUCGAGGCUAUGUGCCACCCGUUCUUCGAUGAAUUGAGGGACCCGAAUACUCGCUUGCCGGAUUCACGCCACCCAAGUGCUUCUGCCCGUGAAUUGCCCAAGCUUUUUAACUUCACUCACCAUGAGCUGUCCAUUUCUCCUUCAUUGAACCAUAAGCUGGUGCCUCCUCAUGCAAAAUCCGAACUUUUUUCCCGCGGUAUUGAUAUUGAUAAUUUCAUUCCGCUCAAAAAGGAAGAAAUGAUGGCACGCCUUGACUGAAUUAAAACUUCAGCUCAUGAACCACAAACUCUAUUCUUGUUUGCUGGAAGUGACAAAUGCUCGUCUCGAAGUCUUUCUCUCUUGACAUGACUUUGGAGUUUUCAAGCUUAUGCAUCGAACGGUUCUUUUCUUCAAAACAGAAAUUUAAAAACACCAAAAAUCCCCUCGAGUUAUCGUCUAGACCUUCGCUGCAUGAAAACCUCGAACCUAAAAUGCUUUACAAUCAUGCCAUUCAUGGUUUUGAUGGUGCCAAGCGGCAAUGAAUCAAUGAUUUCCUUUUUCUGAUCAUGAUAUGGUGAACGCGUGAUACCAUGGAGUUAUCGGACAGGUCGGUGGGGUCUUGAAAUCAUAUUUCCGGAAAUUGCAAGUGAAUAGGGACAUGUUAUGCCUGCUGAAACUUUUUUCUUUUUCAUUUUUCUUACUUAUUAACCAAGGUGUCUCAAUGAUAGGCGUGGUGGGGGGGAGGGUAGCCGAGAGUGACAGGAUGGCUUUGCGAGAAGAUUGAGUAAACGGGUAAAAGCAAAGCGAGACAGCCUGAGUUUGGGGAUGACGUGUAUUUUUUUUGUCGAUAUUCGCAUUCGACGACGGCCUCCAUAUCCAUGGACUAUCAUUGAAUCCAGAUACCUGCAUUUCUUGUC